AACGACCAGCCAAACGAGCCAGCAUCUUCAGACCUGCCGAGAAGAUCCACUUGCGAGCACCAGCCAGCAUGCGUACGCUAACUCUGGUGUGCCUGUUGGCGGCAGUGACGCUGUGCCUUUGCCACGGAGACGACUGGGCUCACUCCAACGACUCGCCCAGCUCUGAAGCUUUCAUCUCCAGACGUGACAGUGCAGCAAUUGUGAAGAGACAGCCAGGGAGUCCUCAAGGGGCCGCUGCCGUUGCAGUUCCAGAUGUUGCCUCACCCCUUGAAAGUCAUCGAGAGAUCUGUGAGCUGAGCGUCGCCUGUGACGAACUGGCUGACCAGAUUGGCUUCGAAGAAGCUUACCGCCGAUUCUAUGGACCGGUGUAGACCAGCUGCAUCCAGCUCCAUGGGGAACUAGAAGAAGGGCCGGCUCCAGGAACCAGCAACCGAGCUGAUCUUCUAGGGGUUAUUCUGUCCAUUCUGCAUUUCUCAGAUCCAGCGCUGUCCAUGCUGUGGGUCGCCCCCAAAAGUCUUCUGCUUUUAACUGCCCUAGCCUUUGCUUCCUAACUGCUGCUGCAAUGUGUUUAAUAUUGAU
Gekko japonicus is the source of this 579-nucleotide messenger RNA. RefSeq names its product bone gamma-carboxyglutamate (gla) protein (gene BGLAP). Gene Ontology annotation, cellular component: extracellular region. Lineage: Eukaryota; Metazoa; Chordata; Lepidosauria; Squamata; Gekkonidae. The coding region runs from base 69 to 371 and encodes 100 amino acids. The transcript is spliced from 4 exons. The record is from RefSeq and is a predicted model, not a curated record. Gene Ontology annotation, biological process: regulation of cellular response to insulin stimulus; regulation of bone mineralization; response to vitamin K. Gene Ontology annotation, molecular function: structural constituent of bone; hydroxyapatite binding; calcium ion binding.